Molecule: messenger RNA, 267 nt
Organism: Paraglomus occultum
Lineage: Eukaryota; Fungi; Glomeromycota; Glomeromycetes; Paraglomerales; Paraglomeraceae
Source: the annotation of a GenBank genome assembly
AUGUCUCACAUGAUUUGCAGUCUCAGGUUCAACAAGCGAAUUCCCGAGCGUCAAUUCAGUUCAUCAACUACUAAGUCCGAAAUAGAUACAACCAAGACAAUCGACUCGAGCAUCUCUUAUAUUAGUAACGAACAAAAACCAAAGAACCCCAGAAAAGACAUCAACCGUGAUGCGACCGCUGAAGUCAUAGUUCAGAAACUCCAAAUCGAACUCAAGCAACUGGAAUCCCUUCAUGACGAUAAGGUGCAAGGGUUGGAGGCCCUAUGA